AUGCCUCCAUCUACAGUAGGGCCGACUCGCUCGGCAUGGUUCGAGUGUAUCCAGCUUGCGGAGCAGACGAACGUAGAUAUUGUUGCGAUCCCGCCCAUCGGGGCCCAUCACCAGAAAUCCUGGACAGCUCAGGGGUCGAAAUCACCAUGGCUAGGGACGGAUCUGCUAAAACGUAUGCCACGCGCUCGGGUGCUGCUAUACAGCCAUGGCCAGCUGCGCGAGCGUGACAAGAUCGAUAUCCUCGGCCAACGGCUGUUGAACCGCCUGCUCGAGCAGCGCAAACAUGACAGCAGUCGGCGGCCAAUAUUCUUCCUAUGCCACAGCACAGGCGGGUUAGUAGCCAAGGCAUGCCUCGCUCUGGCAUCACGGGCCGAGCCGAACCAGGCGAUCCUGACGAGUUGCCAUGGUAUCGCGUUCUUCGCGACUCCUCAUCAGGGAUCGACGUAUCUCUCGGCAGAAGAGUAUCAACGAAGUAUUCGGCGGCUGCUGUAUCUGGAGUAUGAAAUUCCACUCGCGUUGCGAGAACAGUUCCGCCCUCGACAGGACAGACUGUGGCAUCUUUCUAAUCAGUUCAAGGCACUCUCUGCUGACAUGAAGGUCUGGUCGUUCCUGGAGACGCUUGACUCGACCCUGCAUGUGCAAGAUUUAGAGUCAAACACUAUCAUAGAGUUCCAUGCGCCGAUCACUUCUAUUCGAUCUGGGUUACUCAGUAUCGAGCACGAGAACGAGAUUCCCAUGGGUACGGAUCAUGCUGGGACAUCGUGUUUUGAGGGACAGGAACCAGCUCUAGAAGCAUUUUUGAUUGAACUCAAUGACUCUGUGAAUGUGGCUGUUGAGCUUUCCAAGCGCAUGGAUCAUCCGCUACAGGUGGAGCAGAGGGUUAUGGUCCAAGUCAAUGGGUUCUUCGAAGACACAGCCCUAGGUGUGAGCGAUGAGACCCCACUGAAGUUGUGGUCCACGCAGGUCUCAUUGGAGAAAUACUUGGCUCAUGGGCCAUCAGCUUGUCUGCGGGAGCGUUUGGAGCGGAUUCAGCCUGGGACACUGGAUGAUUCCUCGUUGAGUAGUUACGGUAGCCGCUUUCCAUCCCCCAAGGUAGUCCAGGGGCCUGAAGACCAUGAACAUGAAGAUUCUAUUGAUGGUGAUCUUACUGAUGAUGACAAUAAUGACCAUAACGAUCACGACGUCCAUAACAACCAUGAAGCUGUGCGCGAGAGCGACGACCGACCCUCGAGGCCGACGUUAAAACACGGCCAAAGCUAUCAAACCCACAUAGACCCAACACUCCAUUCUCCAACCAUCCACAUCACCAAGGCCGCCACAGAUGGAUACUUUGACAGACCCUCAAGUGAAAGCCCUCCACCUCCCUUGGAACGACGAGCGAAGGAAACCAUCGCACAUGCAUUAGGAAUAGGCCACGUCAGAUCCCACAAACGAAAUAUAUCGGAUGACAGUUCCCACGCGAGUAGCUCUCGGCCUAACUCAAGCUCGGCAUCCCCCUCGCGACAGGCCGAUUUCUUGACAAUCCCUGCAUCGACGCGAGAUCGUAUCAACCAGAAUGCCGAAGGGGCGGAUAUACCUCGCUCACUACCGCGUUUUGACAGACCUGAUCCGGGCACCGAGAAGCUAGUAUGGAUACAUGUUCCCUACACACAUACUGGAUGGGUGUCACAGGUCAUUCGGCGAGCAUGCCAGGAUCGCCAGGAACCGACAUUUGUACGAAAAUUUAUCAAUGAUGAAAACUGGUACCUGAACCUCAAUCGAGCACGACAUAAGGAACCACAUGCCCGGUUUGUCCGGCCAAAAUGCAUUCACUCCAGGCAGAUGGACGUAUCCCACGGGGCCAAGGAAGGGGAUGCAGAAGAUCCUCAGUUGGCUCUAUAUACACCAUAUCUUCAUUGGGACACAUACCGAAACCUGAUACAACGCCGCAAGGUCAUCGAAGACCGACUUCACCAAGGGCGAUCGAGACCCGUGCCAUCUCGCAUCGACAGAUCAAGCCUCGAGGCGCAACUCAUAUGGCAAUAUAUGGGCUGUGAGCCUCCUAUCCACUUCCGGCGCACUCUCGACCAAUUUGGGUACCCCAAUCUACGCUCGACGGUAGCUCGCGAUGACGAUCAAAUGCUCUGGAAGCGCACUCGCAAGCCAGCCCGAAUCGAUGAUCAACUCCGAGAGUACCUGGAAGCGACCAACGAUGAUCCAGAAGGCACCGAGCCUACCGAGUUUAUGGAUGGUAAUGUACUGAUGGUCGACCAGCUCUGGCUUUGGAUCGUCGACCGAAAGACUAUUGUCACGUUUUUCCCUAAUCAAGAAGCGACCACCUCCGAGGGAAAGCUGUUGGAACAAACCAAUUUGCACAGCAGUAUUUAUAAUGAGUUGAAUGGAGAUCUGGCGCGUCGGUUUGAAACCGCUGGUGACUUGGCAGCUCUGAUCAUGUUACACGCUACAACUGUCCUUCUGGACAGGACUCUCCAUCGCGACUUGCAGGUUCUAAGAAUCUUCGAAGAGUCGAUCAGUAUCCUGACCGAAUCUGUAACCAAAUCCUUCAAACGCUUCCGCAAUCGAGGAUUCUUCAGUCGUCCAGCAGACUUCGAUCGCACCACAGAAGGAAAAAAUAUGACCGCUGCAGAGCUUGACGCGAGAGAUCGGCAAACAGCUCGUCGCAACCGUGACGACCUCUCCGUGCUUCUCGAGCUACGCGAUAUCGAAGAUGAGCUCUCAACGAUUCUGAAAUUACUCGAUCAGCAAGACACUGUCAUCAAGAGCAUGAUGAAGUACUUCGAUCCAAGUGGUUGUGGUAUUGUCUUCCUCGAUGCGGCGCAGAUGCGAAUCGACGAGUAUCGGACACAGAUUGGCGAGAUGAAGGAGAACAGUCACCUUGCACAGAAAGCGGUCGAGACUCUGCUUGACCUGAAGCAGAAGCAGGCAAAUGUUGACGAGGCGAAGAUGGCGAGGUGGCAGGCUGAGGAGACGCAGAAUCAGUCUCGGUCGCUGAUGGUUUUCACCAUCUUCACAGUCAUCUUCCUCCCAUUGUCCUUCUUCACGUCCCUUUUUGGCAUCAAUGCCCGUGAAUGGAGUGGAACGCCCGAAAAUCUCUCUUUGGCCCAGAUGUUUGAGAUUGGAGCACCGGCUUCCUUCGCAAUCAUUGGCAUCGCCCUGCUAAUGGCAUUCAGCGGGAGCCUCCGCCAAACAGUCACAGAAUCACACAAGAUCGGGCGUGGUCUGUUGAGAGAGUUCGUCACUACCCCCAUAAAAAUGUUUCUGCACUGGGAUUCCUUCAGAAGUAAGAUCCCUUCCGUGGUUCCAGCUGAAGACUCGGCGAUGCGCAAGCGGUUCGACCAGUAUCUUGGGUACAGCCAUAAUCGUACACAAUUCGAGGAGGACUUUUGGCAACGUCGGCAAGUGGAAAGGAGUCCGCUGGAAGAGCUCGAGAGGAGGAAAAGAAAGCGAGUAAAGUCGAUGUCGAAGGCGAAUGGAUGGGGAGAGGCCUUGGCGGAGAAAGUGCGACGGGUUAGUGAGGGCGGGCUCAAUGUGUGA
This is a messenger RNA of Penicillium daleae, 3534 nucleotides long. RefSeq lists its product as uncharacterized. NCBI's taxonomy places the organism in Eukaryota, Fungi, Ascomycota, Eurotiomycetes, Eurotiales, Aspergillaceae. The record is from RefSeq and is a predicted model, not a curated record. The coding region runs from base 1 to 3534 and encodes 1177 amino acids. Gene Ontology annotation, molecular function: metal ion transmembrane transporter activity. The transcript has 9 exons. Gene Ontology annotation, biological process: transmembrane transport; metal ion transport. Gene Ontology annotation, cellular component: membrane.